Molecule: messenger RNA, 907 nt
Organism: Diversispora eburnea
Lineage: Eukaryota; Fungi; Glomeromycota; Glomeromycetes; Diversisporales; Diversisporaceae
Source: the annotation of a GenBank genome assembly
AUGGCAACUAAAAUUCCCACAGAAAUAUUAAUUAAAAUUUUAAAUAAUGUUCAAUCAACUCAAGAUUUAUAUUCAUCGUUAUUAGUUAAUCGAAUCUGGUGUAAAGUUACUGUACCUAUACUUUGGGAAUUACCUUUGGGUCAAAAAUGCUGUACAGAUAAUAAGAAGUUGAAAAAGAAAGCAUUAUGUAUUCGAACUUAUAUAUCAUGUAUGAAUAUUCAAGCUAGAACUUUACUCAUUCAAAAUGGAUUUGAUUUAUCAUCAUCAACACCUCGAGCCACCUUUGAUUAUCCAUCAUUCACUCAUAAAUUCAUAAUUGAUAAUUUAGUUGAAUUUAUUCCUAUAUAUUCAUCACGAAUUAGUCAACAACAAAUCAUUGUCACCAUCACCAAAUCGAGAAUAUUAUUUCGUGAGAUCUGUAAAUUAAUAAUAAAUUGUUGUACAUUUUUGGAUUGUUUUAAAAUAAUGGGACUUCCCAAAAAUUAUUCUAAAAAUUUUUAUAAUUAUAAUGAUUUAAUUUGUUCAAUUCUCGAGUUACCUGGUGCCCCGAAAGUAUUUAAGAAAUUAGAAAGUUUUACUUCGAUAACAAAAAAUUAUGGAAGGAUUUUUCCAUUAUAUGAAUCAUUAACAUUAAUUUGCGAUAAUAUUUUAAAUAUGGAUUUGUCUUUGAAUACAAAUUCUCAAGUGCAGCUAUUAACAAAACUUAUCAGUGCCCAAAAACGGUUAGAAAAUCUCUCAAUUGUUUCUACUCAGUAUCAAGAUUAUAAUUUAUUAUUUCAGGCUAUCUUUAGUCAAAAAGAAACAUUAAAGCGUCUUAGUUUGAGAUACGUAGAUUUUAAUUAUUUCGAAGGGAAAUUACCACAAAUUGGACAAUUUAUUUCACUUCAAGAACUUUAUAUUGAAAAUU